Molecule: messenger RNA, 639 nt
Organism: Eucalyptus grandis
Lineage: Eukaryota; Viridiplantae; Streptophyta; Magnoliopsida; Myrtales; Myrtaceae
Product: putative F-box protein At5g60060
Exons: 2
Coding region: 1-639 (212 amino acids)
Source: RefSeq, a predicted model, not a curated record
AUGGCGUUAGGAUCCCGCGGUGGCUCGGGGCUGGUGCUGCGGCGGGGCUGGCUCGGCACGGCGGGGACCCAGACACGGCGGCAGUCGUCGGGGAUGGCGGAAUGGCUCGCGGCUUCGAGCUGGGCGACAGCAGCAGUGGUGGCGCGGAGUGGAGUCUAUGAUGGCAAAGUCUGCAUCAUUGAUGGGUCGGGGUCGGUUUCGCACAUCGAUUCUUCUUUCAGGCUUCAAAGUUUCUCGCUGCCAAUCCACGACCGCCGUCGCCGCGGCAGCGGAUAUUGGAAGCAUCUGGUGGUGUCGAGUGGUGAUCUUUAUGCAGUGGACAGAUUCGUUAGACAGGGUGUGUAUGCGAGUGACCCAGAGUACAUGAAGACCUAUGGUUUUAGAGUCUAUAGGUUGAAUCACCGAUGUGGGAGAUGGGAGGAGGUGAGGAGCUUGGGCAAUUCGGCUUUCUUUCUCUGCAAGCUCUGCUCGUUCGCCGUCCCGGCGCGCGAGCUUGGCGGGCGCGACGGGAACUGCAUUUACUACGCGGAGAAGACCGGUUCCUUUUUCUCGAGGGAAGACCUUAAGGUGUUCAGCUUGGCGGACCGUAGCAUCAAGUGCCUGGGCUUCUCUGACUUCAUAUGGCGCCUCCCGACUUGA